Molecule: messenger RNA, 1747 nt
Organism: Bombyx mandarina (wild silkworm)
Lineage: Eukaryota; Metazoa; Arthropoda; Insecta; Lepidoptera; Bombycidae
Gene: Syn1
Product: Syntrophin-like 1
Cellular component (GO): dystrophin-associated glycoprotein complex; intracellular anatomical structure
Molecular function (GO): protein binding; structural molecule activity
Source: RefSeq, a predicted model, not a curated record
UUGCGCAAAUAAAUUCUUAUUUUGAGAUGAACACUGAGUAUUCAUUUACAAAUCUGGUUUUUAAAAAUACCUUAUGUUAGUUGUUGUUAAACUGAUAUUCAUGCUGUUUUACUUGAGUGAUCUGUAUUCUUUUAAGUCAUCAUUCCAUUGAAGAGUUAACACUCUUCAAGCAAUUAUAGUAAAUUAUGGUGGAAAACGGUGCCUCGAGUGGUGGCAGUGAUAGUCCUAGUGCAACAUGUGUUCGUUCUGGUCUUCUAGAGACGUUAGUCCGUGGUGUUUGGUAUCGCGUUCAUUGUUCAUUAGAAGACGAUUACCUGAGCGUCUGUCUCGAUGAUGGGUAUGAUGCGACAACGACUUUGAAUGGCACUCUGAACAACAACAACGUCGAAACUCCGAACAGCGACUUCGCAGAGGUACCCGAAGCAAUUGCAAACCAAAAACGUUUAGUACAAGUUGUGAAAUCGGACAACAACGGGCUUGGUAUAUCAAUAAAAGGUGGAAUCGAAAAUAACAUGCCAAUAUUGAUAUCAAAAAUAUUCAAGGGUAUGGCAGCUGACUUGACUGAACAGUUGUAUGUUGGUGAUGCUAUAUUGUCUGUAAACGGUGAGGAUCUCAAAGAUGCGACACACGAAGAAGCUGUAAAGGCAUUGAAGAGAGCUGGAAAAAUGGUACAACUGGAAGUGAAAUAUCUCCGUGAAGUGACACCAUACUUUCGUAAAGCAUCUAUUAUAAGUGAAGUUGGAUGGGAGUUACAACGUGGGUAUAUGGCAGACACACCACCGUCGCCACCAUCUCCACGUCGUCGACGGGCAGACACUCGUUAUGUACCACUGUUAAUGGCAUGCGUUGCCAAGAAUCUCCGUCAUAAUGACCCAGAGGACCGCACAAUCGAAAUAUAUUCACCGGACGGCGUCCACGCAUUAGCAUUACGAGCCAGCUCAGCGGCCACAGCGUCAGGCUGGCAUCGCGCGCUACAUGCAGCCGCACGUCGGGCUGCACGCGCCGCUCUUGCUCGCGCCAGGCCGAGACUUCGCCCUCUUGUAGGCGAUGUGCGAUAUGCUGGUUGGAUGGCAAGGCGCCCACCGCAAGAUCAUAUGAGCGCUUCAGGAGGGUCUGACAGCUCCGACGAGACUGAAGGCUGGCAGCCAACAUUCGUUGCAAUCACAGACAGAGAGUUAAGGCUGUACGAGGCGGCGCCGUGGUCGGCGGAGGCAUGGUGCGCGCCGGCGGAGAGCCUGCGGCUGGCGGCGACGCGGCUUGCCUGGUGGCGGCGAGCUGGGGCGGGCGGGGCAGCGGCGCUGGGGCUGCGGGCCGGGUGCGUGGACGGGCUGGUGCAGCGAGCCCUGCGCGCGGACUCGCCGCACGACCUGGCGGCCGCCGCGUCCGCGCUGGUGGAGGGGGCGCACGCGGCGGUGCGAGCGCAGCCCGAGUUCACGUUCCGCUGCUCGGUGGGCGGGGCGGCGGCGCGGCUGGCGCUGGGGGCGGCGGGCGUGUGCGUGUGGGAGGCGGCGGGCUCGCUGGGCCGCGCGCUGUACCGCCGCCCGCUGCACGCACUCCGCGCUUCCGCUGAUGACGACAACAACAAACUCUGGCUGCACUUCGCUGACGAUGACACGUUGGAGCUGGAAAUGGACGGUAGCCCGAAGCCGGCUGUGUUCAUUCUGCACAAUUUGCUGUCGGCUCGCGUCCACUCGCUGCCGGGAGAUCCGACACCGAACCCGCUAUAACCCGAACAAUUUCAAGAAGG